This is a messenger RNA of Oncorhynchus nerka (sockeye salmon), 4524 nucleotides long. Its product is annotated as trace amine-associated receptor 13c-like. Gene Ontology annotation, molecular function: trace-amine receptor activity. Lineage: Eukaryota; Metazoa; Chordata; Actinopteri; Salmoniformes; Salmonidae. Gene Ontology annotation, cellular component: membrane. The record is from RefSeq and is a predicted model, not a curated record. The transcript has 2 exons. Gene Ontology annotation, biological process: G protein-coupled receptor signaling pathway. Bases 2925 to 3746 code for a protein of 273 amino acids.
UCCACAUUGACUCAGUACCAGUACCCUCUGUAUAUAGCCUCCACAUUGACUCUGUACCAGUACCCCUGUAUGUAGCCUCCACAUUUACUCUAUACCGGUACCUCCUGUAUAUAGCCUCCACAUUGACUCUGUACCGGUACCAUCUGUAUAUAGCCUCCACAUUGACUCAGUACCAGUACCCUCUGUAUAUAGCCUCCACAUUGACUCUGUACCAGUACCCCUGUAUGUAGCCUCCACAUUUACUCUAUACCGGUACCUCCUGUAUAUAGCCUCCACAUUUCCUCUGUACCGGUACACCCUGUAUAUAGCCUCCACAUUAACUCUGUACCGUAAUACCCUGUAUAUAGCCUCCACAUUGACUCUGUACCGGUACCCCCUGUAUAUAGCCUCCACAUUGACUCUAUACCGGUACCCCCUGUAUAUAGCCUCCACAUUGACUCUGUAACGUAAUACCCUGUAUAUAGUCCUCACAUUGACUAUGUACCGGUACCCCCUGUAUAUAGCCUCCACAUUGACUCUGUACCGGUACCCCCUGUAUAUAGCCUCCACAUUAACUCUGUACCGGUACCCCCUGUAUAUAGCCUCCACAUUGACUAAGUACCGGUACCCCCUGUAUAUAGCCUCCACAUUGACUCUGUACUGUAACACCCUGUAUAUAGCCUCCACAUUGACUCUGUACCGGUGUACCCUGUAUAUAGCCUCCACAUUGACUCUGUACCGGUAUACCCUGUAUAUAGCCUCCACAUGAACUCUGUACCGGUAUACCCUGUAUAUAGCCUCCACAUUUACUCUGUACCGGUACACCCUGUAUAUAGCCUCCACAUUGACUCUGUAACGUAAUACCCUGUAUAUAGCCUCCACAUUGACUCUGUACCGGUACCCCCUGUAUAUAGCCUCCACAUUGACUCUGUACUGUAACACCCUGUAUAUAGCCUCCACAUUGACUCUGUACCGGUAUACCCUGUAUAUAGCCUCCACAUUAACUAUGUACCGGUACCCCCUGUAUAUAGCCUCCACAUUGACUCUGUACCGGUACCCCCUGUAUAUAGCCUCCACAUUGACUCUGUACUGUAACACCCUGUAUAUAACCUCCACAUUGACUCUGUACCGGUAUACCCUGUAUAUAGCCUCCACAUUGACUCUGUACCGGUACCCCCUGUAUAUAGCCUCCACAUGAACUCUGUACCGGUAUACCCUGUAUAUAGCCUCCCAUUUACUCUGUAUGUUUAGUGUUACAAUACAGUAGUUCGACUUUAUUAUAGAUAGUCCUUGUGCCCAGGGUCCGGGGGCUACCGGUGAAGCUGUUGAUAUCAGGUAUGAAGGUAAGACCCAGAUGCAGACGAUGUCAAAUUAACAAUGGUUUAAUAAUCCAACAGGAGCAGACAAUAUACAGGUCAAGGCAGGCAGGGGUCAGUAAACCAGAGGUGGGCAAAGGCACAGGUCGGCAGGCAGGCAGAGAGGCAGGACAGGCAAAGGUCAAAACCAGGAGGGCGAGAAAAAGAGGGAGUGGGAAAAGCAAGAGCUGAAGCAAAAUAUCUGGUUGACGAACUGGCAACAGACAAACAGAGAACACAGGUAUAAAUACACAGGGGAUAUUGUAGAAGAUGGGCGACACCUAAAGGAGGGUGGAGACAAUCACAAAGACAGGUGAAACAGAUCAGGGUGUGACAGUUAAAUGGCUAAUUGUGAAUUAUUCCUAAAGAGUUGUUAUUUUUUUGUGUGAAAUGUUCUUUUAGAAGUGCGUUGGAGAUAAUUGAUACAACCAAAUGAAAUGGAAAUUAAAUUUAGUCUUUUGCUGUUUAAAUCAGAGAAAACAACACACCAGAAAAGGAACACAACAUUACUGGGUGAUUGGGUCAGAAUACAGUGUUGUUGUUCUGAUGUCUGACAAAUAGUAUUUGUUCCAAUGAUCUAACUGAGACAAAGUUUCCCUCAACUUAAAUAAGUAUAGUUCAUAAUUCAGUUCAGAUGGACAUUUCUAAACGUCUAUGGAAUAUUCAUAUGGAAUGCCACUAUUCAUUUGAAUGCAUGUGCUAAAGUGCAUACCCCAUAAGGCCCUACAAAGGCAAAAAGCAGUAACUACGUAAUUUAUUUUACCGCAAAAUCGUACUUAUUUUUCUGUCUAUGCAGUACUUUCUGAUUCACCAUUAUAUAUUCGGAUCAAAUGGCUUGUUCCUGUGUCAGGAAACGAAUACCACAUUAAUCAGAUAAUAUACCUGGUCGUUGAAACAGAUCAAAUUCAUAGAUACGUUUUGCCUUUGUAGGGCAGCAUCAACUUAAUAAUUCAGUUCAGAUCAACAUUUUAAUAGUCUAUGGAACGUUCCUAUGGAAUGCCACUAUUUUGAUUUGCUAUUAGCAUGUACACCAUAAACUUAUGCUAUCUCAACAACUUCCCUACUGUCAACUUUCCUACACACUGACCAGCUGACAUGUGGCGUGCCGUCACCUCUCCUGAGGUUGUGGAAUAUGGUCCAAACUGAGCACUGACAUCACCUAAACCAGUUAGUCUUCACAUGUAUCAUAUUUCCAUUGAAAAAUAGCCUUUGACUGACCAAAACAUCACUCAUAACAUGUUUCCCCAUUAAAAUGCUAGGUUGAGUAAAUGUUCCCUUUCUUUCAUCUAUAACCAUCAGUAAGGUUGAAGGACAGGCUAGGUGGGCACAGAAACAUCCAAUCCUGUCAUACAUUACAUCAUGCUUUCACAACUGAUUUGUUUAUCCAACCGUUUGUUCAAUUCUGUGCUCACAUGCGCACACGUGUGUGUGUGUGUGUGUGUGUUUGCAGAGAUAAGCUGGGGAGGGGAGUGUCUGUCAGUAAAGCAGGGAUAAAUAGAGAGGCAGAGCUCAGAGUUUGUCAGAAGGUGGACCUGACAGGGUCACACACAGGACCAAGCAGGAGCUCAGCAUUUUGACCUUUUAUUACAAAUGGAGAAACAUGAAGAUGUUCAAUACUGUUUUCAGGACAGAAACUCUUCUUGCAGAAAGGCUUUUCUAUCGACAUCUAUCUACAUAACACUGUACAUCUUCUUCUCAUUGAUUUCAGCAGUUACAGUAUUUUUGAACAUACUGGUGAUCAUCUCCAUCUCUCACUUCAAGCAGCUCCACACUCCAACCAACCUGCUCAUCUUCUCUCUGGCUGUGUCAGAUCUCCUGGUGGGACUGAUUGUGAUACCAGUAACGACUGUAUCAAUAAUGGAAUCAUGCUGGGGUUUUGGGGAAUAUUUCUGUGUGUUUCAUUUCUACAUUACUUUUUUAUGUACUACUUUAUCUCUUGGCAAUUUGGUCCUUAUAUCUAUUGACCGCUAUGUUGCUGUGUGUGAUCCCUUAUUAUACCACUCUAAAAUAACAAUAACAGGAACUAUCUGUUGUAUAUCCAUUACCUGGUGUUGUUGUAUCAUAUAUGAUGCUGUUAUUGUACAAAACUUUGUAAAUGUGCAGACACCCAGUAGGUGUUUGAAAGAAUGUACUGCUGUUGAAGGUUCAGUCUGGGUUAAUAUCACUGACAUUGUAAUUACAAUGGUUGUCCCGUGCUCUGUUAUUAUAACACUUUAUAUGAAAAUCUUUGUGGUGGCCAGAUCACAGGCCAGAAAGGUAUUUUCUAAAGAGGCUGCCAGUGUGUCUGGUGUUAAAACUGUACAGGCAAAUAAGUCUGAGAGAAAAGCAGCAAAAACUCUGUCUAUUGUUGUUUUCAACUAUUUCAUUUGUUGGAUUCCAUCUUUAUUAGUUUUUUUUCUUUUUCUUUUUUAAGUUAUAAUUUGUUAUCAUAUUUAAUCUCUUUUCUGGCAUUUGUUAAUUCCUUAAUCAAUCCAAUCAUUUAUGCUUUCCUUUAUCCAUGGUUCAAAGUGACAGUUAAACUUAUUUUAUCUCUGAAUUUAAGGCGUUCAUAGUUCAUGUCUUUAUUCCCUAGUUUGACAAACAUAGGUUUUAUAUAGUUUUAUUAUACAAUUGUUGUAAGUAUCUCAUUCAUGUAACAAUACACUGACAUGACUUAUCUCAGUGUUUAGGUACAUGUGGUGUUGAUACAGAAUGAUUUGACUGGAUUGAAUUGGAAUGACUUGGAGUCGGCAUAAGAAGGAAUAAGCUUGUUUAAUAAAAUACAUUGUAGUCAUUUUGGGUUGUAUAUUCCAAAUACCAAAGUCUGUUGAUGUUCCAUGUUAUUUAAUGAUAAAUAGUUUGUAAGUAUUCUAAAAGUACAUUUUGAGGACGUCAUGAGUCUUUCUAUAUGUUGUUCAACAUCUCCCUCUAGUGGCUCAAUUGGGACACAAUGCCUUCACCACGUGUAGUAAAAUGUAAAUGUACAAUAUGCAUGAUAUCAGAUAACAUCCAAGUCUAUCUCAAUGGUGUAUUGUGUAAGUAGUUAAUGGUCAAAUUUAAGAAUUUGCAAAUAUGGGUAACACUUUAUAAUAGCAUUCAGUAAUAAAACAUGUGUAAGGAAUGUACAGUUUGUUCACCAUUUAUUAAUCAUUACUCCCAAAUGUGUUAAAUGUUAGUCAGGUAGGUAUUCUCACAUGUGUAAAUUACUAGU